AUGCCUGGGUUGCACGGUGCGGUGCCCGGCGCCGCGGCCCGGCCCGAGCGCCCGGCUGGGGUUUCAUCCAUCGCUCUUGCAGGCAUUGACAUCGCAAAGAGACGGGGAGCCCGGUACCGGCUCGGUCCAGAGCUCGAAAUCUGUGGUUAUGGCUGCUCGGAUCACUAUUACGAAUCCGACACGCUCUUGCAUUCGUUUCAAGUUCUGGCAAAGCUUUUGGAGUCGCCGGCUACUCAAGAUAUUAUCUGUGAUGUGGGAAUGCCUGUUCUGCACAGAAAUGUUCGUUACAAUUGUCGAGUGAUCUUUUUAAAUAAGAAAAUUCUGCUGAUCAGACCGAAAAUAGCAUUGGCAAAUGCAGGAAACUACAGGGAGCUUAGAUGGUUUACCCCGUGGAACAAAGCAAGGCAUGUGGAGGAGUAUUUUCUACCCAGGAUAAUUCAGGAAGUGACUGGACAGGAAACCGUUCCUUUUGGGGACGCAGUGCUAGCAACGAAAGAUACCUGCCUAGGGGCAGAAAUAUGUGAAGAACUCUGGGCACCAAACAGCCCUCAUAUUGAAAUGGGACUUGAUGGUGUGGAGAUUUUCACUAACUCUUCAGGGAGCCACCAUGUGCUGCGGAAGGCUCACACUCGUGUGGAUUUGGUGAAUUCUGCCACAGCAAAGAAUGGUGGAAUAUAUCUUUUAGCUAACCAGAAAGGCUGUGAUGGUGAUCGUCUAUAUUAUGAUGGCUGUGCCAUGAUUUCAAUGAAUGGAGAAACGAUUGCACAAGGAUCCCAGUUUUCACUCGAUGAUGUGGAGGUGCUGGUUGCCACUCUGGACUUGGAAGAUGUUCGAAGUUACAGAGCAGAGAUUUCAUCUCGUAACUUAGCGGCAAGUAAAGCGAAUCCUUAUCCCAGGAUAAAAGUGAGCUUUGCUCUGUCAUGUUCUGAUGAUGUAGCUGUACCUACAUGUAUGCCAAUCCAGUGGAGACAUCAUAGUCCCGAGGAGGAGAUCAGCCUUGGUCCUGCAUGUUGGCUUUGGGACUAUUUAAGGCGCAGCAAACAGGCAGGAUUUCUCCUACCUCUUAGCGGUGGAAUUGACAGCUCUGCUACAGCUUGCAUAGUAUACUCUAUGUGUCACCAGGUUUGCCUGGCAGUCAAGAACGGAAAUGCAGAUGUGCUGGCUGAUGUGCGCAAGAUUGUGAAUGAUGAGACCUAUGUCCCUGAGGAUCCACGAGAAUUUUGCAGGCGUGUCUUUACCACUUGCUAUAUGGCUAGUGAGAACUCCUCCCAGGAUACUUGCAACAGGGCUAAACUUCUGGCUGAGCAAAUAGGCAGCUAUCACAUCAACCUGAACAUAGAUGCGGCUGUGAAAGCCAUUGUGGGAAUUUUCAGCAUGGUGACGGGUCGAACUCCACGUUUUUCUGUCUACGGAGGGAGCAACAGAGAAAACCUGGCACUCCAGAACGUUCAGGCUAGAUUGAGAAUGGUCCUUGCCUAUCUGUUUGCUCAGCUGACACUUUGGACUCGUGGGAUGCCAGGAGGACUUCUGGUGCUAGGAUCAGCCAAUGUGGAUGAAAGUCUCCGAGGUUACCUGACGAAGUACGAUUGCUCGAGUGCUGAUAUCAAUCCCAUCGGUGGAAUCAGCAAGACUGAUUUGAAGAACUUCAUACAGUACUGCAUUGAAAAUUUUCAGCUCACGGCCCUCAGAAGCAUCAUGUCAGCUCCACCCACUGCGGAGUUAGAACCCCUGGUGGAUGGACAAGUGGCUCAAACUGAUGAGGCAGAUAUGGGGAUGACAUAUGCAGAGCUCUCAAUCUAUGGCAAAUUAAGAAAAAUUGCAAGGGCUGGACCAUACAGUAUGUUCUGUAAGCUGAUUAAUAUGUGGAAGGAAAUCUGUACUCCAAGAGAGGUGGCAUCAAAGGUUAAGCAUUUCUUCAGGAUGUAUUCCAUUAACAGACAUAAAAUGACCACCCUCACUCCUUCCUACCAUGCUGAAAACUACAGUCCAGAUGACAACCGAUUUGACCUGAGGCCUUUCCUUUAUAACACCACAUGGUCCUGGCAAUUUAGGUGUAUAGAUAAACAGUAUCGAUCUAUAAAUCAUCGUGUGGACGCCAAAUCCCUAUGGCUUUAUCGAUGGUACUAUUCAAGAACUUGCCAGUGGAUUCUGAGUUUAACCAUUACUAUAAUCCUGGCUUUGGUUUUCAUUGAAAAGCCUUCUUCGCUUACUAUCACGUCAGAUGUACGAUACCGCCUUUCUGCAUGGAACCCUCCGUGUGGCCUAACAGAAAGCAUUGAGCUGCUUUGCUUUCUUGUGUUCAUGGUUGAUGUAUCUGUAAAGAGUUACUUAAUUGGAUGGGAAGAAUUUUGGAAAAAUAAAUGGCUGAUGGCUUAUAUACUGACAUUGGUUGUUUCCCUUACCGAUUGGAUUGUAUCCCUGAGUUUUUUCUGCACGGAGAAUGUGAGAAUAAGAAGAAUUCUUCGUCCUUUCUUUCUCCUUCAGAAUUCUUCAAUGAUGAAGAAAACAUUAAAAAGUAUCAAUAGCACGUUGCCUGAAAUGGCAAGUGUAGUUCUGCUACUAGCUGUUCAUCUGUCUCUCUUUACCAUGUUUGGAAUGCUGCUGUUUGCUCGAACAAAGGAUGGCCAGCAGGAUAAGGAGUGGGUGGGGUAUUUCCGGAAUUUGCCAGACUCACUGACAUCAUUGCUGGUCCUGCUAACUACUGCAAAUAAUCCUGAUGUGAUGAUUCCUGCAUAUUCUAAGAAUCGAGCAUAUUCUAUCUUCUUUAUACUCUUCACUGUAUUGGGCAACCUGUUUCUGAUGAACUUGCUUACAGCAAUAAUAUACAACCAGUUUCGAGGAUACCUUCUAAAAUCUGUUCAGUCCUCCCUCUUCAGGAGGCGACUUGGAAUCCGGGCUGCAUUUGAAGUGCUUUCUUCCCUGAAAGAGACUCCUGCUAGUGCACAACAGUCAUGUGUCAGCAUUGGGGCCUUACUACGAGUGCUGCAGAAAGUUGAAAUGGAUUCUCGCUGCAAGCAAGCCAUCAUGAGAUCGCUCAAAACAUGCUCCUGUGACCAGCUGUCAGCUGCCCAGUUUCAGAAGCUCUUUGAAGAACUAGACAAAGAUGCCAUUAGGGAACAUCCUCCCUGUCCAGAGUACCAAUCCUAUUUUAUGCAGAAAAUGCAGUUUGCCUUUGGCCAUCCCUACUUUGGCUACUUGGGGAAUAUUGUAGCCCUUGCAAACAUUGUUUCUAUCUGUGUGGUUUUGGUGAUGGAUGCAGAUAAGCAGCCAUCUGAAAGAGAUGACUUCUUCCUGGGGGCUAUCAACUGCUUCUUCAUCCUAUACUAUCUGCUGGAAAUGUUGCUGAAAAUCUUAGCAAUGGGCUUGAAAAGAUACUUGUCAUACCCAAGCAAUAUAUUUGAUGGACUUCUGACUGUAAUUUUGCUGGUUUUGGAGAUUGCAACUUUUGCUGUGUAUGGAUUUCCUCAUCCUGGUUGGAAACCCGAGUUCAUGGGCUUGUUAUCUCUGUGGGAUAUGGUGCGAUUGGUGAACAUGUUAAUUGUGUUCAGGUUCCUGCGGAUUAUUCCUAAUAUGAAGUUCAUGGCUUUGGUUGUUACUACAUUGCUGGAUCUGGUAAAAAACUUGAGAGCCUUUGCAGGAAUCCUAGUGGUGGUUUUCUAUGCUUUUGCUAUAAUUGGCAUAAUGCUAUUUAAAGGUGCUAUUGUUCCCUUGGGAAAUACCAGUGCUGUCAAUACAACAUACAAUAAUGGCACUCUGCAGUGUGGAACCUAUGAACAGCUGGAAUAUUGGCCAAACAACUUUGAUGACUGA
Egretta garzetta (little egret) is the source of this 3810-nucleotide messenger RNA. RefSeq names its product glutamine-dependent NAD(+) synthetase. Gene Ontology annotation, cellular component: cytoplasm; membrane. The transcript has 38 exons. Gene Ontology annotation, molecular function: monoatomic ion channel activity; NAD+ synthase (glutamine-hydrolyzing) activity; ATP binding. Bases 1 to 3810 code for a protein of 1269 amino acids. The record is from RefSeq and is a predicted model, not a curated record. Lineage: Eukaryota; Metazoa; Chordata; Aves; Pelecaniformes; Ardeidae. Gene Ontology annotation, biological process: monoatomic ion transport; NAD+ biosynthetic process; transmembrane transport.